Messenger RNA from Oreochromis niloticus (Nile tilapia), 882 nucleotides. Its product is annotated as C-C motif chemokine 3. Gene Ontology annotation, cellular component: extracellular region. The record is from RefSeq and is a predicted model, not a curated record. Bases 125 to 481 code for a protein of 118 amino acids. NCBI's taxonomy places the organism in Eukaryota, Metazoa, Chordata, Actinopteri, Cichliformes, Cichlidae. Gene Ontology annotation, molecular function: chemokine activity. The transcript is spliced from 3 exons. Gene Ontology annotation, biological process: immune response.
UUUCCAGUUUCUAAGAAAUGGUUUGAAUAUGCAGAUGAGAACAUGACUUAAAGCGGGGUGAACGGACCGUUCAUUCAGACAUCUUCUGAAACAUCAGGAUCAUCAGGUCUACAGUGAAGUCAACAUGAAGACUCUCAGCCUGACAGUGGGACUGCUGCUCGUGCUGUUCACCGUUUACCACAGCGAUGCCUCUAAGGCAGUGAUUUCACCUGACCUUUGCUGUUUUCACUUCUUUGACAAACGGAUCCCAAAGGCGCACAUCGUCUCCAUCAUGAAAACUCACAGACAAUGCUCCACACCAGCAUUUGUGAUCAAGACACCCAGAAGGCUUUUGUGUGUGAAACAGACUGCAGAGUGGGCAAAGGAACAAUUUGUCAAACAAGAGAGAGGAACAACUGAACCAAUGCCACAGUCAACAGCUCAAACAUCUUUCAUGACUCCGAUGAAUGCUACAAGCCGAAAUGCAUCAGUCACUCCAUGAAGUUGCUUCAUAAACUUUUUAUUUUUUGCAUCAUCACAAUAUCAGUCUAAUAAUUUGUGGAUUAUGUUAAACCUCGGAUAAAUAAAUUUCAGUAUUUAGUAUAUGAACAAAACUAUUGGGGCACAUCUGAAUCUUUGAAUUCAGGUCUUUUCAGUCUUUUUGCCACAGGUGUAUAAUAUCCACCAAAAUGCGAUGCAGUCUGUACAAACACUUGUGAACGACUGAGUUGUGUCAUGUUGACCCAUCUUGAUGUGACAAUAUCUCAAAGAGCUUCAUCUGAUGAGGAAAGUUUAUAAUGCAACAAUAUGCAAAAAACAUGUAUUCAAUCAUUUGCUUUCACUAUGCAAUUUAAACUCUGUAUUGUUUUGCUUCAUUCUGCAUUAAAGUUUCAUUUCACAAAA